Molecule: messenger RNA, 876 nt
Organism: Durusdinium trenchii
Lineage: Eukaryota; Dinophyceae; Suessiales; Symbiodiniaceae
Source: the annotation of a GenBank genome assembly
AUGAAGUGGAACUCAACGAAGCCCGUCACCAUGGACGUUGCCUCCACUUUUCCUGUGAAGCCAACUGAGAGUGGAACCCUGCGAAUACUGACAGUAAAUGGAGAAGAGAUUCUGGUGAGUUUUUGGGCCUCUGAUACAGUGCUGGUACUGAAGAAGAGGCUUCAAGAGCUUCUUGUGGAUGGCAGCUCGGAACUGCCAUGUUCUGCCAUGCGCUUGAUCUUUGGUACUGAUGUCUUGUUGGAUAACUGGAUCUUGGGUGAUCACGGAGUGGUUGAUGGACACCAGCUUACACUAGUUCUUUCACCAGCUCCCAUUGGCCUCUUUCGAAACAGCGCACCCUCCGCGGCAUCGGGACUGGGCCUUUCUGCUUCGGUGUGCGCGUCCUUUGCACAAGAUGGGUCCUUUGAGAUCACUAUAGACGAGACGAUGUUCUCUGCUGACGCCUUCGAGCCGCCCAUGUGCUUUCAACAUUCCUAUCAUGGCACUGUUGCUGCUGAAGUGGACUGCUUUCAGAUGACCAUCACGGAGCACCGGUGGUCGGGUCCAGUCCCUCCGGAUGGACGACAUCGAUCCAUCGAUGGCGUGCUGACUGGAGAGUUCUGUGAAGAUGGUAGUGAGCUGAAACUCCACCUGCCAGUAUCUGGGCGGCUCGGACUGAAGGAAGACGACUUCACCUGGAUCACCCUAUUUCGGGAACCGCCCGGCGGUGAAAAAGCAGAGCUAAGCAGCGACCGUGGGAUACCGUGGAUGUUAGAGCUCGUGAGAGCUCGGCGUUUGGAAAUGAAAACGGCAUGUUUUCAUUUUUUGUCACAUGAUUUGUGUGUGUGCCUUGGAUCAAGCUUGUUCACGGUGGUUUUGGGUUGCCAACCUGUUUGA